Macrobrachium nipponense is the source of this 9416-nucleotide messenger RNA. RefSeq names its product talin-1-like (gene rhea). Gene Ontology annotation, cellular component: cytoskeleton; ruffle; focal adhesion. The record is from RefSeq and is a predicted model, not a curated record. NCBI's taxonomy places the organism in Eukaryota, Metazoa, Arthropoda, Malacostraca, Decapoda, Palaemonidae. Gene Ontology annotation, biological process: cell-cell adhesion. The transcript has 31 exons. The coding region runs from base 238 to 8196 and encodes 2652 amino acids. Gene Ontology annotation, molecular function: actin filament binding; structural constituent of cytoskeleton; integrin binding.
UGCCUUAUCAUUUGGUUAGAGAGUCAUUUUUUUAUUUUUCUUUAUUUUUAAGCUUUGAUUGAUGAAGUUUUAGAGUGAAAGUGUUUACAGCUGACGCUUUGAUUGAAGUGUGAUAUCCACUUGGAUUUACUCCUUGCUGAUCACAACAACAGGAAAUAAGAGGCGUCCUCCACAUGCGAGGGAGGAAAGCUAGGAAAGUGAGAUUGAAGUCGCGCAUAUUCUGAGCAAAAAUUCAGGAUGGCCCUAGCACUGAAGGUCCACAUAGUGGACCAGAACGGGACGAAAAUGAUGCAGUUCGAUCCCACCGCCGUCGUCACCGACGUCUGCAUGAUCAUCAGAGAGAAAAUCACCGAUUCUAACCUGGGACCGCCCAAGGACUACGGACUGUUCCUUCCAGGAGAUGAGGUUUCCGGCACAGGAGUCUGGCUGGAAUCUGGAAAAAGCCUCAGCUAUUAUCUCCUUCGAAAUCAGGACGUGAUCGAGUACCGCAGGAAAGUACGACAGUUGAAGAUACGGAUGCUGGACGGAACGGUCAAGACGAUGUUGGUUGACGACUCACAGCCCGUCUCGCAGAUCAUGGUCGUCAUCUGCGCUAAAAUCGGAAUCAUGAAUCACGACGAGUACUCCUUGGUGAACGAGGAGGAGGAGGAAGCCGAGAACAGGCCGACGUUCGGGACGCUGACGCUGAAGAGGAAAAAGGAGGGAGACAAAGAGAAAGAGAGAGACCGCGACUCCAAAAUGGAACAGCUGAAGAAGAAAAUUCGAACGGACGACGAAUUCAACUGGGUAGACCACAGCAAGACCCUCCGGGAGCAGGGCAUCGAGGAAUCCGACAUCCUUCUCCUCCGGAGGAAAUACUUCUUCUCGGACCAAAACAUCGAUUCCAGAGACCCCGUGCAACUUAAUCUUCUUUAUGUUCAGUGCCGGGAUACAAUCCUAGACGCCACCCACCCGGUCACUCAAGACAGAGCUUGCAACUUCGCUGGAAUCCAGUGUCAGAUACAGUUCGGGGAUUACAACGAGACCAAGCACAAGCCCGGGUUCCUUGACCUGAAGGAGUUCCUCCCACAGUGCUACGUGAAGAACAAAGGAAUCGAGAAGAAAGUUUUCAACGAACAUAAAAUGUUUGCCGGGAAGAGCGAGCUGGAAGCUAAGGUUAUCUACGUAGGCGAAGCUCGUUCCCUGAAGACCUUCGGCGUGACGUUCUUCUUGGUGAAGGAGAAGAUGCCUGGCAAGAACAAGCUGGUGCCUCGCCUUCUUGGGAUCACCAAGGACUCCGUGCUCCGCCUGGACGAGAAGACCAAAGAGAUCUUGAAAACUUGGCCACUGACCACCGUUCGGAGAUGGGCCGCUUCUCCGAAUACCUUCACUCUUGAUUUUGGUGAUUACUCCGACCAGUACUACUCUGUGCAAACUCCUGACGGCGAGCAGAUCUCUCAGCUGAUCGCUGGGUACAUCGACAUCAUCAUGAAGAGACAGAAGAAGCUGGACCACAUAGGCAUCGAGGGAGACGACGGAGCUUCUAUGGUGGAGGAUACGGUGGCUCCUAGCAAAGCAAGCACUAUCCAGUACAGUGGUACAAAUCUGAAGCAGACAAGCAAUGAGUUCGUCGCUCUGCCGGGUAUCUUAGCACCAGGUGCAGUUGGUGCACAGGAUGCGAGCACCAAGAUGCUGCCAGGCACCGGCACCAAACAAGUGAGGAUCGACGACCGGGUUGACAUAGUUCACCAAAGAUCAUCCGUGGAGCAACCGAACGUCGUGACCAUCCUAAGCAAGCCCCAGAAAGCUCUGGUAUCAACAAUUCAGGCUGGAAAGAUUGUCAUCAGCGACUCGAUGGAGAGCCUGAACACGAAGACCGACCUUCCAGAAAUUGGCUCUGACCCAGCGUCCAUGAAGUGGAAGGAAGUGACCCUCGAUUCGAAGCGACAGAUUGUAGUCAGUCAGAUCGCUGCUAUGAACGCUGCCACAGCUGAAAUCACUUCCCUCUCUUCUCCUGCCUAUGGUGAAGUUGACCACACUGCUAUCGGAGCCUCUAUCCAUACCAUCAUCUCUAACUUGGCAGAGAUGUCUAAAGGUGUUAAAAUGAUUGCUGCUCUGUCAGACAAAGAGGACGAUUCCAGCCAUUUGCUGGGUGCGACAAAGAAUCUCUGUGAAAGUUACUCAGAUCUGAUUGAAACGGCAGAUCCUCAGAACAAGAGGCCACGCCAAGAUUUGCUCCAUGCAGCCUCUCAAGUUGGUGAACUGUCUAAUGCUGUUUUGCAUACACUUGAUGGAGAGAUGGAUCAUGAAACUCAAGACAUAUUGAUAGGGAAAGUAGAGACUCUGGGUAAUAAUGCAGCAACUCUCAUCUUAAAAGCUAAGGCUCAAGUAGCCCAGUGUGAAGACCAAGAACUACAAAAUGCAAUUAUGGACGAGGCUAUGGCAUGUGCAUUUGCAACUGCUCAGUUGUGUGCUUGUGCUAGAAUCAUGGCACCCACGAUUGAUAACCCUAUUUGCCAAAAUCAGAUGACGGAUGCAACAAAAGAGGUUGGAAGAACUGUUGAAAAUAUACUUCAACAAUGUCAAAAUGCUGUGCAAGAUGAUGCUCAAUUAGCAGACUGUAAUGAUGCUGCUGAUGAAGUUAGACGUAAUCUUGCCGAUCUUCUGGACUUCAUAAAAACUUCAGGAGAAACAAGAAAACGUCAGGGUGUCCAUGACGAGGCAAUUGAAACCAUACUUUUGUCAAGUGAGAAACUGUAUGCUUCCCAAGGAAAUGCUGCCGAGAUGCUGAGACAAGCAAAGAUAUUAGCUCAGGCUGCAUCAUACCUCAUUGAGUCAAUUAAAUUUGAGGCAGAAUCCGAAACAGAUCCCACAACAAAGAAUAGACUUAUGGGAGCAGCAGAAAAGCUAGCGGAAGCCACAGCACACAUGAUAGAAGCAGCCAAACAGUGUGCAAUGAAUCCCAAUGAUGAAAAAUGUCAGGCAGCACUCAGAGAAGCAGCAGAAAAUGUUAGAAUUGUGGCAAACGCAGCCACUGGCAAUGCUUUGAACAAAAAGAUAAUCAAGAGUGUUGAGAAUGCUGCUAAGCUUGCUGCAGCAACUGGCAUUCAAUGUAUGGCUGCUGCACAAGGGGCUGGUCCUUACAACAGUAGCUCUGCAUCACAAGCAGAAUUACUGUCUGAUGGUACAGCUGUGGGUGACUGCAUUCCACUGCUAGUUGCUGGGGUGAAGGGUACUGUCAAUGACAUUGAUUCUCCAAAAGCUCAGCUGGCUCUCAUCAAUGCAUGCAACCAGUUUCUGAAUCCAGGCACCAAAAUGGUUUCAUCAGCUAAGUCAGCCUUACCAACUAUAACAGAUCAGGCUGCUGCAUUUCAACUCAACAACUCUGCAAAACAAUUUGGACAAGCCCUAGUGGAUCUUAGAUCUGCCAUCGGCAAGGCACAGGAAGCGUGCAGCUCUCUUGAAAUUGAUUCUGCAGUAGAUUCAAUUAAAAACUUUGAUGAUGAUCUUAAUGACUUACAGAAAGCUGCUGAAACAGAUACUCUACGGCCUCUGCCAGGUGAGACCCCAGAAAGUACGACACAGCAUCUGGCAAAUUCUAGUAAAUCAGUGGGUUCUAAUAUGGCUCAGCUAUUGUCUUCAGCACUUCAAGGUAACCAGCAUUUUACUGGCUUAGCGUCAAGAGAUGCUGCAAUAGCACUCAAGGAUUAUAACUCUGCUGUACGUGGAGUGGUUGCCACUUCUGACAGUCAUGAUCUUCAUAAUCGUCUGAUUGCUGCCGCUCGUGAAGUAAUGCUUAGAUCAUCUGAAUUAAUUGAAGAAGCCCGAGUUGUUGUUGAAAAUCCUGCAAAUUCUGCUGCAAAGGGAAAACUUAUUGAUAUAGCGAAAAGUGUUUCUGAAGCUCAAAGCAAUGCUAUUAAUAGUUUGCCUGGUCAAAAAGAUGUAGAUGAUGCCAUCAGUGAUAUUGAAUAUUCAACUAAUGACUUAUAUGAAGGGAAACUACCCACUACUUCGAAACAAUAUGGUGAAUUACAGUCUGAACUAAAAGCAGCAGCCGAAGAGCUAAAUAAUGUCCUUUCUGAGGUUGGGACAUCAGCACGCACAUCAGGUCAACAACUAGCUACAGUAGUAAAGAAGGUACCAUUAGCCUUUGCCACUUUGAUGAAUACUGGUAUGGAGAUGGCUGGGUCUAUGGACGAUGGUAAGGACAGAGCACAUAUGGUUGAUGGCUUAAAAGAACUAUCCCUAUUAUUACCAAAGUUAUUGUUCCAUGCCAAAGGAGUGGCCCUUGACCCUAAUUCUGCAAAUACCAAGAACAACCUUGCUGCUGCUACGCGAGGUGUUAUGGAUUCAAUCAAUGACCUUAUCAAUGUGUGUACUACAGCUGCACCCGAACAAAAGGAGUGUGACAAUGCCAUAUCUGCUAUCAAGUCUUUACAUCCCCUCCUUGACCAACCUUCUGAACAAAUCAAUGACCAGUCUUACUAUGAAUGCUUAGGUACAGUUAUGGACUGUUCAAAAGUGCUGGGAGAAGCGAUGACAGGGAUUGUAAGUCAUGCAAAAGCUCAAGAUCAUGAAAAGUUUGGGCGUUCUGUAAAAGGUGUGAGUAAUGCCAUCUGUGGAUUGACUGAGAGUGCUGCUCAGGCUGUUUAUUUGGUCGGUAUUGGGGAUCCUUCAAGUGUCAUUGGCCGUCCUGGAUUAGUAGAUCAAGCCCAGUUUGCCCGCGUUCAAGAUUCUCUUCGCGAGGCCUGCGAUGUUCUGAAGGAUCCGAGUAGCAGCAAACCCCAAAUUCUUAGUGCUGCAACCGUCAUUGCUAAAAACACGAGUGCCCUGUGCAACAGCUGCCAAGCAUCUUCUGCCAAAACAAAUAACCCAGUAGCCAAGAGACAUUUCGUCCAGUCAGCUAAAAAUGUGGCACAUGCAACUGCCAACUUGGUGAAAGACAUCAAAGCACUGAGCAUAAACGAUAACGAGGAGACCCGAGGUCGUUGCAGUGAAGCUACCAAGCCGCUGCUAGACGCAGUGGAUAGCCUGUGUGUCUUUGCUAACUCUCCGGAGUUUGCUCCUGUCCCCUCCCAGAUCUCCAGCAAAGCUCGGGAGGCUCAGGUACCCAUCAUAUCAGCCAGCAAAGCCAUCAUGGAUGGCUCCUGCUCCAUGCUGGAAAUUGCGAAGGGUCUAGUGGUCAACCCUAAAGAUGCUCAGUCUUGGCAAGCAAUGGCAAAAGAGAGCAAAGGUGUCUCUGACAGCAUUAAGGCCCUGGUCUUUACAAUCAGGGACAAAGCUCCAGGCCAAAAGGAAUGCGACCAAGCAGUUGACAAACUGAAUAUGAAUAUCAGAAACUUGGAUCAAGCUUUCCUCAGCAUGAUGGACCAGGAUAUGCAACAACAUAAUGAAAGCAACAUUCAGGGAUUCAACGAGCAAGUAGAAAAUGCUGGUCACGCUUUGCUCGGAAGUGUUGAUAAAGUCCGCGACGCAGCUAAGUGCAGAGCAGAAAUGCUCGGUCAUUCUGUCAUCCAGAUGUCAAAUUACUUCGACCCCCUGGUGGCAGCAGCUAUAAGCACAGCGUCUAACAUGGCAAGCAGCAAAAAGCAGAGGAGUCUGCUGGACCAGGCGAAGAAUGUGGCAGAGUGCGCUCUGCAGCUGGUCUAUGCUUCCAAGGAGUCUGGCGGGAAUGGCAAGGCUAGUGAUGCUCAUCAAGAGGUGGAUGAGGCUGCUGAUGCCACAAAACAAGCUUUGAAGGAUCUGUUGUCUCUAGUGGAGAGUAUUGCCACAGAGGCCGGAGUUGUCACAGGCUUAGUGGAGUCUAUUACAACUGCCAUGAAUCGAACAGAAGACCCAGCAAUGGCAAAAGCAGCCACGAGUGGCGACGACUUUGUCGAGUACCAGACACGUAUGGUCACAGCUUCCAAGGAGAUUGCCAGGCUUGCUCAGGAUAUGAUUGGCAAAGCAGCAGCUGAUCCCUCGCAAAUGGGAACUUUAGGAGCUGCUGUAUCUCACCAGUACAACUCUCUAGCUGCAGAUUCCUUCGGGGCAAUGCGCCAAGCAAAUAACAGUGAUGUGGCCUUCAGACUUCGCUCAAGCAUCCAUGAACUUGGCCAGGCCUGUAUAGAUCUUGUCAAGGCAGGAGGAACAGUGCAGGCAUCCCCUGGAGACAGCUACAAUCAGAGGGAGCUGGCUGAGGCAGCUCGCCAGACUGGCGAGAAGGCUUCCCACGUGCUAGCUGCCUUGCAAGCUGGGUCCCGUGGUACACAGGCCUGCAUCAAUGCCAAUUCCACAGUUGCAGGCAUCCUCGGAGACCUGGACACCACUAUCAUGUUUGCCUCUGCAGGAACUCUGAGCGCCGAGGGCGACGGUGAGAACUUCUCAGAUCACCGAGAUAACAUCAUGAAGGCUUCUCUGACACUGGACGACAACGCCAAGGCCCUGGUUGCUGGAGCGUCCUCUUCGCAAGAGAAGUUGGCCCAGGCUGCACAGAACGUCUCUAGUACCAUCGUGCAUCUGGCUGAAGCUGUGAAGAGUGGAGCAGCUUCGCUGGGAUCGAACCACCCUGAGGAGCAGGUCAUGUUGAUUAAUGCUGUCAAGGACGUUGCCCUCGCCCUUGGAGACCUGCUGCACAGUACGAAGGCCGCCUCAGGGAAGCAUCCUAAUGAUCCGACAAUGGUCGCUCUCAAAGAGUCCGCUCAGGUGAUGGAGAACAACACAGCUUCUUUACUGAAAGCUGUCGAAGCUGUUGAGGAUGAACACACCCGCGGUACGAGAGCUCUCGAAGCAACGAUUGAAGCUAUCGCAAAGGAAAUUAAGAUAUUCAACUCCGACGAACCUCCGAAAAUCAAAGCCACUCCAGAAGAACUGGUUCGCUCGGCAAAGCCAGUCACCAUCGCUGCCGCCAAAGCCGUCGGGGCAGGGAACAGUCUCAAGCAGGAUGACGUCAUCGUUGCUGCCAACAUGGGUCGCAAGGCUAUCUCUGACAUGUUGAUUCGAUGCAAGGCAGCAGCAGUCAACGCUGAAACGCCGGAGAUUCAGGUUAAAGUCACGACGGCCGGACGCGAGUCGGCCGAGCGGUUCCGAAUGCUCUUGCAGAGCGUAUUGCACCUUCUCCACGAGCCUGGACCGAACGCAGCUGCCGCGUUGACUGAUGGGUCCAAAAACACUGCCCAGGCUAUAUCGGAACUCGUCUCAGCAGCCGAAUCUCUCAAAGGUGUUGACUUCGAAGAUCCAGAUGACCCGACGGUUGUCGCUGAGACAGAGCUUCUGGGAGCAGCAAAGUCGAUCGACGUAGCCGCGCGCAAACUCAUGGCUCUCAAACCCAGGAGACAAAAGAGUGAGAACGAUGACGAACCGAUACAUAGCGACGAGAUCAUCCUGGAAUCUUGCAAGUCUCUCGCGCCGAUCAUCAGAACCCUCAUCGAGGCAGCGGCCGCGGCGCAGAAGGAACUCGUCGAGUCCGGCAAAGUGAGCCGGUGCCCUUCGAUCAUGUCAGACGACGGCCAGUGGUCAGAGGGACUCGUCUCGGCCGCCAAGUUCGUCGCAGCGGCCACCCACUGUCUCGUAGAGGCCGCGAACUCCCUGAUGCAGGGGCACUCCAGCGAGGAGAAACUCAUUUCCUCCGCCAGGCAAGUGGCGGCCUCGACGGCCCAGCUCCUCGUGGCUUGCAAGGUCAAGGCGGAUCCUUACUCGAAAGCCAUGAAGAGGCUGCAGGUUGCGGGCAACGCUUGCAAGCGAGCGACGGAUCGCCUCGUGAAGGAGGCGCGUAAGUCUACCGAACAGGAGGAGGAGUUCACCGUCGUGUUGAAGACCCGCCACGUCGCCGGUAUGGCCCAGGAGAUAGAGGCCAGGGAACAGGUUCGAAGGAUAGAGGACGAGUUGGCUAAAGCGAGGUCUAAGCUGUCGUCCAUCCUAAGGAAGAAGUACAGAGACGCCAACGAGGCGGGAGCCGCUAAUAUGGCCGCCAAACGGGAGUCUGUCGUAUCGAAGGAUCGAGUGGUGGCCGGUAUGGAGCAGGAGAUAGAGGCUCGAGAGAAAAUACUCAGGGUGGAGGGGACACUCGCCAAAGCGAGGGCGAAACUCGAGGUCAUCCUCCGAGAGCGGCACAAGGACGAGGAGGAUUCCGUCGUCCUCAAGUCCGAAAAGGAGAGUAAUGUUUCUCGGUAUGAAAGCACUGAGUCAGCCAACAGCAAAAACAGGAAGCUUAAAAUCACCUACAAGCCGCACGUCUAGGCGAGAGAGAGAGAGAGAUUUCGAAGCUAUGUGAUACUACGAAAUUCCUGUCUUUUGGACGAUGGUUAAGAAGGAAUGAGACCACCGAAGAUGGGAGAUUACCGCCCAAAGAACUCCGAUGACAAAGAGAAACCCUCAGCUCUCUGUAAAGGAAGGACUCUUAAUAUUCUUGAAAAUAACUUUUUAUAUUAUUUAUACAUGUUGUUGCUGCUGGAAGCGUAUUUUAUAGGACCUCCACACUGUGUGUGUAUGACUGUCCGAGUGAAAUAGGAGUUUGUAAGAAGCUGUACUGCAAAGUGGACAAAGCUACUUUAGAAGCAACAUUAAAAGUCGCCUGGUAAACAGUGAGGGACAACUGAAGUAGGAAAGAAGCUUUAGAACCACAGAAAUCUAUUUAACUCGCUUGAAAUACAAUUAUAGCAACAGCUUUCUUGUAACGGUGUGAUGCGUAAGUCACCAAAUGAGAUGGGAACUUGGGGGUUGCAGCCGUAAAUAUGAGAGAGAGAGAGAGAGAGAGAGAGAGAGAGAGAGAGAGAGAGAGAGAGAGAGAGAGAGAGCGUGCGUGUGUGUGUGUUUGGGUGUGUUGUGGAUGAUAGAAAACGUAUAACAGUUAAUAUUCUGGAGCAACACAGUUAAAUGCUCCAGUGUGUGGAGAGGAGGUUCAAGUGAUACUGAUAGGAAUUCUGCUUAUGCCUGAUUAGCAAAUAGACGCCGCUGACAUAUUCUGCACUAAAAGUUCCUCAUUGUUUCAACAAUUAAAAGGAUAAUUGUAGCAGUGAAUCCUGGGCUGUAGACUCCACCAUACCAAGAUUUAUGAGUGGUAAUUCUACGCUUCAUAUGUUAUGUUAUCCUAGAUUUAUAUUUGCUUGUUGUCUGUAUGUUACAUAAAAUUUCAACGUGCUUUUCAGCUAUGAAGAAGAGCUUGUAUGUGUUGGUGUAAUAUAUACAUACAUACACACAUACACAUAGACUGUUGAUUAUAUAUGUAUACAAUUAAAGAUUCUCUCGUUUUUAAAUCUAGUUUACUAAGUGGCCCAAGACACCACAUAUCUAAACUUAUUGUCAGUUGCCAAAGUUCGAAAAGAUAGUGCCCCAAUGUCUUUUGCUUUUGUUAUUUAAUCUCACAGAAACUACAUUUGCUGCGCAGUAACGGUGCGUUGAUAAUAAGGCGAAUAUGACUUGUCAUCAUGUUUUUCAUAAUAAAAAAAUUGUGUUCUUAA